AUGCUAGAUAAUAAUAUUAUAGAAAGAAUAUCAUUGUUAAAUGAAAGUAAUCAAAAAAAACAAAAUUUCAAACCUUUAAAUAAUGAUUUGUUGAUGAUUCAAGAGGAUGAUGAUAAUUCAACAAUUCAUGAUGAUGAAAGCUCUUUAAAUAUUUCUUUUCAAGAAAUAUUUAAAGCUUUUGAUAAAAUCUUAAAAUUUUUAAAAAAUCCACCUGAAAAUAUAGAAAUAUCUCAAUUAGAAAUUGAAUCAUUUAAUUCCUCUUAUAAGCCACAAACAAUAUUAUUAUCUCUACCCAACUCAACUAAUCAGCCCGACACAAACUUAUAUUUGGACAAUGAACUACUUCCAGACUCAGACCUAGAUGAUAACUCACAACACAGCUAUAAUAACCUAUGUCCUGAAACCAUUACACAAAUAACUGAGAAUUUAGGCUCUAUAGACCCUCUUUCAUGCUAUAACAAAUUUCUUUUUUAUCAUAGACUUCCUUCACUAAAACAUCCACAAACUAUCUUUACUUUUCUUCAAUAUAUUAGACAUGAUUUCCCCUUAUACUAUUCACCAGAUCUUAUAAAAAUUUCAAUCCUCAAUAACAAGAAUCAGGAUAAUGAAUAUACUGAAGCAUAUAUUUAUCUUCUACACAAGCCUUACCCUCUUCCUAAUCACUUUAUACCUCCUUUUGCUUCCUUACUUGAUUGGUUUAAAUAUGUUUCUCUUAAAUCAAAAUAA
Messenger RNA from Dentiscutata erythropus, 726 nucleotides. NCBI's taxonomy places the organism in Eukaryota, Fungi, Glomeromycota, Glomeromycetes, Diversisporales, Gigasporaceae. The record is from the annotation of a GenBank genome assembly.